CUGCCAUAGAAACGAGAUAUAUACAAAUAUGGCGGAUUAAAACUGUGUCGUGGUGUAAUGAGGCUUUCAUAGCUGUUCUAUACCUGCAUAUUUUCUGUUAUUGUUCAUGAGAACUAAGGGUUGUGUACAUAGACAUAAACAUGCCGCCGAAGAAAAAGAGUGGUAAGGGUGGUAAGAAGGAAAAGAAAGGUGAAAAGUCGAAGUCAGCACGUCCAACGAGACAAGCAGGAGAGCCGUUGGGGGAAACAAGCAAGGCAUUUUAUCUUUUACAGAUUCGAGAUCUAGAAAACAGACUUGCAAGAUACCAGCGGAAAUGUGAUGAGCUUGAGGUUGGAAAUGGCCAGUUCAAUGAAAAAUUUGUACAGCUAGAGACUGACAAGAAGGAGGUGGUUGGUUUCUGGAAAAGACAAGUAGAAACCAAAACGGAUGAGAUCGCAGACUUGAAUGACAGAUACAUUGGGCUUCAGCAAACACGAGAGAAUGAGAAGGAGCAGUUUGAACUGCAGAUUCAACAACAGCGCAAUGAGUACCAGGAGAUGAAGGAUACCCUCACCUCAGAGAACAUGAUUUUAGGAGGAAAGCUAGCUUCUCUAGAAGAAUUCAAGGUUCAGAAGGAUGACCUUAUGGCCAAGUUUGCCAUGUUGGAGGAAGAACUUAAAAAGAAGCAGCAGGAUCAUGAGGAAGACAUCUACAAUUUGGAGAAAAAAGCAGUAAUAGACAAAGAUAGACUGAAGAAGGAGAUGAUCCUACGGGUAAAUCAAGUGGCAGCAGAAUUCCGCAAGGUAUCCAACAAGCAGAUGGCAGAGACAACCAAGCGAACAAUCAGGGAAAAUGUAUCCAUCACCACACAGCUAGCAAAGAUGUCAGACAAAACCAUGGAGAUACUGCAAGAAAAUGAGGAGUUAAGAAACAAAGAGAAGCAGUAUAAGCAGCAGAUUGAGCUGAUGGAGGUGAAUGAGAAGGAGCUUGCCAAGAAAAACCACAGCAGUCAGAAAAUCAUUCGCAUGCUGACUGAGAAAUGUCGACAUCAGGAGGAGGAGAUUGCUGCUUUUGAGCAGAAGGAGCAAGAGCAUCAGCAGGUGCUGGCUGAAGUGAAUAUGCUACAGGAGCAAGUAACCUUUGCACAGGAGGAAACCAAACAAGUGGUCAAAGUGAAUGAGGAAUUAAGUGAAAAUCUGCGCUCAACAAGUAGAAUGCUAGAAAAUGAAACUGACAGGAGGAAAUGUCUCGAACACAUCCUGGGCCAGACAUCCCAAGUUCUCAAAGAGGCUUUAAGACGGACUAGGCCAGCAUAUGAUGAGCCUGACACAUCUUUAACAGAUGUUGAGCAGCGCAACCACUUGCUACAGCAGUUGUUAAUGCUGCUGAACUCUGCAGCAUCAGCAGGUCUGGGUCCCAAACCAGGUGAAUUGGGCAAACAGUAUGAAGAAACCAGUCAUGCGAUCAUCCGUAUGCCAGGCCACGAUCAAUUUAGCUAUAAGAGUGAUCUGUCAGCCUUGGGAUCAAUUGGUGCUAUUCCACAUUACAACCUGGGUGACCUUGGUCUCGUUCCACGACCCUCACAAGCAGUUCCAACAUUCACUGAACGUGUACAUGGUUUGUCAGCCACAACUCAUCUAAGAAGCCUUCGCAAGGUGCUUACACGUUCUGUGGGUGUUCAAACUGUCAGCACUCCCAAGGCACUUUUCUAUGCUGAUCAGCUUUUAAGCCAAGCACCAAAGGAUCCAACAAAUAAGGAAAAGACAGAACUCAUCCACUCACCCCCUGUGCUGGGUCCCAUCACCUCCUCCAAGACCUUGACCAACAAAGCAUUUUGACUGUGACAGCUUGAUAAUAUUAGGAGUCUCAAAGACUGCAUAUGAUGUAUAUCUAAAGGGGUAUAAAGUUGGUGACAGUUUGAAAAUGCAAUUUAUACUUUACCAACUUUUGUAAAUUGCUGAGAACAUUCAGUCGUGACAACAGCUAAAUGGGAGCUCAGAGGACCCCUUUACAGCUAAGAUUUGCUGUGUUCUAUCAAGUUUAGCUUGAUAUAAUGUUUGUUAUAUUUUUUAUUUCUUGAUAACAAAGGCAAAAGUUGUACACACUAUGAUACAAGUCUGCUACAAAGAUAUUCUGAAAUGAGGAGAAGAUAGUCUAGUGGUUAGAGUAAUGGCAUCUGAAUGUCAUAGUGCAUGCAUGUUGACUUUAAACUUGUGAGGCAUAGCACCAAGCUUCCCCUAGUUGACCCAAGUGUGGAGUGGGUAACUCCAUAGAGGACUGGGGAAGGUAAGUCCGCACAGAAAAGGAGAUGGUACUAUCCUCAACAAAAAAAAAACUUACCCUAAGAUAAGUGAAGGCUGUAACACCUCUCUCCCUUUAUCCCUAAGGUCCACGGACUACCAUUUUUUCCCUAAUAUAUCAAUACUUCCCCAGGAACCAAACCAGAACAAAUGACAUCUGUGCACCUUGUACACUACUGAAUGGUUUUGACUAUACCAAAUCGGUAGUUAAGAAAUACAUUUAUGUAUAAGGAACAUUUAUGUUUGCCCAACUUAUCAACAAUGAAUGCACUUCAAUAAUGUACAGAAGCACUGUCUGUGAUAAUGUUUGCAGUAUAAAGCUGGCAUCAUACAUCUUAGGCACUUUCAUUCUGCCAUUAUUAACUCUUUAUAGUUCUGGUUUUUUUUUUUUCUUAUCCACAAACAUGGUUUUUCAAUUAUAACUAAUCAACCGAACUGUAAUAAGUUAAUAUAAUGCUUUGCAACUUCUAUCUCUCACAAGUGUAUACAAUAAACACAAAAAUUGAAAUGAAAAAUAUCAUAACGUUUUUCUCUGAAAUCACUUUUAUCAAAAAGUUCAUGCAAAUUGCAACAGACUUGUGACAGAAACAUUUUAAAUGAGGAAUCACACAUCUCUGAAACAGUUACAUUAAAGUUUUUAAUCACACACUACCUAAUUUUCAAUCACAAAUGUUGAAUUUAAUCCUCCUCCUCCAACACACACAGAGAGUUUGCUUAAAAUGUAAAUAAGUUUGCUGUAAAAAAUUGCACCAUUCAUAUCACAACCUGAAGGAUCAGAUGUGGUUCCCUAGUAUUAUGCCACUUGCACCCCAGUGUUGCGUGCAAACACCCUUUUACCAGCAAAACAAUGUGCUAAUUCUUGUUUCCAUGCUGAAGUCAGUACCUACUCUGGAUUUUUUUUCCUUGCUCUUUGAGGUGGAAAUAUUUAAAGUUUUUUCUCUUUACAUCAUUUGUCAAAAUGUAAAUAGAAAGCAAAGAGAUAAAGAUCUAUGCCAGAUA
Pomacea canaliculata is the source of this 3278-nucleotide messenger RNA. Its product is annotated as cilia- and flagella-associated protein 157-like. The coding region runs from base 141 to 1817 and encodes 558 amino acids. Gene Ontology annotation, molecular function: microtubule binding. The transcript has 10 exons. Gene Ontology annotation, cellular component: cilium; ciliary basal body. The record is from RefSeq and is a predicted model, not a curated record. NCBI's taxonomy places the organism in Eukaryota, Metazoa, Mollusca, Gastropoda, Architaenioglossa, Ampullariidae.